Messenger RNA from Ochotona princeps (American pika), 1192 nucleotides. RefSeq names its product ras homolog family member U (gene RHOU). Gene Ontology annotation, biological process: small GTPase-mediated signal transduction. The transcript is spliced from 3 exons. The record is from RefSeq and is a predicted model, not a curated record. Lineage: Eukaryota; Metazoa; Chordata; Mammalia; Lagomorpha; Ochotonidae. Gene Ontology annotation, molecular function: GTPase activity; GTP binding. The coding region runs from base 306 to 1082 and encodes 258 amino acids.
CCCCCACGCGUCGUGUCGCGGGGAAGCCGGGCGGAGGCAGAGCGAUUGGGCCACACGGCGCUCCGGUCCGCAGUCCACCGAUCGCGCGGGACCGAGCCGGCUGGCGCCUCUGGAGCGCGGAGCCGCAACUCUCCCCGGCUGCCUUUGUCUGAGAGCCGCGCGGCCAGGAAGCGUCGCUCUGCGGAGCCGGGGACGCGGCCGCGGCUGACGGUGACAGCUCCACCCUCCUUCGGCCCUCCCGGGCGGAGUGAGGAUCGGGCCGGGCCCCUGAUCGCCCGCGCCUGCAAGUCUGUGCACGAGGACCGAUGCCCCCGCAGCAGGGGGACCCCGCGUUCUCCGGCCGCUGCGAGGCGCCGCCCGUUCCGCCCCGCCGGGAGCGUGGGGGACGCGGGGCGCGCGGACCCGGGGCGCCCGGGGGCCGGGGGCGCGCGGCCGGCGCGGAGGGGCGCGGCGUCAAGUGCGUGCUGGUCGGCGACGGCGCGGUGGGCAAAACCAGCCUGGUGGUGAGCUACACCACCAACGGCUACCCCACCGAGUACAUCCCCACCGCCUUCGACAACUUCUCGGCUGUGGUGUCCGUGGAUGGGCGACCUGUGAGACUCCAGCUCUGUGACACCGCCGGUCAGGAUGAGUUUGACAAGCUGAGGCCUCUGUGCUACACCAACACAGACAUCUUCCUGCUGUGCUUCAGUGUUGUGAGCCCCUCGUCCUUUCAAAACGUCAGUGAGAAAUGGGUGCCAGAGAUCCGCUGCCACUGUCCCAAAGCCCCCAUCAUCCUCGUCGGAACACAGUCAGACCUCAGAGAAGACGUCAAAGUCCUCAUCGAGCUGGACAAGUGCAAGGAGAAGCCAGUGCCGGAAGAGGCGGCUAAGCUGUGUGCCGAGGAAAUCAAAGCCGCCUCCUACAUUGAGUGCUCCGCUUUGACUCAGAAAAACCUCAAAGAGGUAUUUGACGCGGCCAUUGUUGCUGGGAUUCAAUACUCAGACUCGCAGCAGCAGCCAAAGAAGUCUAAAAGUAGGACUCCAGACAAAGUGAAAAACCUCUCCAAGUCCUGGUGGAAGAAGUACUGCUGCUUCGUAUGAUGCCGCCAGACACCCAGAAAGGCUAUUUUUCAGAUGAAAUCCACAUUAGAAGCUAUAUUAGCUGAAAUGACUCAUACUGUGUAGAACCAGGAGAGAAUGAGAGAGAGAGA